AUGACUCAUCAAAACACGACGAUGUUCCAUCCAUCCAAGUUUUUUCUUUUAGGCAUCCCAGGACUUGAGACUGCCCAUGUCUGGGUUUCUUUGCCCUUCUGUUUUGUUUACAUUAUGGCUCUUAUUGGCAAUGCCACCAUUCUGAUAGUCAUAUGGACUGAGAAAACACUCCGAGAUCCAAUGUUCUUCUUCCUGGCUAUAUUGUCAGCCAUAGACGUGGCUCUCUCCACAUCCUCAGUGCCCCGAAUGUUGGGUAUCUUCUGGUUUGAUGCUCAUGAGAUUGGCUUUGGAGCUUGUGUGGCCCAGAUGGUUCUGAUACAUACCUUCUCAGGAAUGGAGUCUGCAGUCCUACUGGCUAUGGCCUUUGACCGCUAUGUGGCCAUCUGUGCACCACUCCACUAUACAACCAUCCUGACAAUAUGGGUGCUAGCAGGACUUGGACUGGGUAUCACAUUGCGUGCAGCUGUGCUCACACUACCCUUUAGCUAUCUAAUCCACCGUUUGCCCUUUUGUAAGGCCCGCAUUAUUGCCCACACCUAUUGUGAGCACAUGGGAAUUGCCAAGUUGGCUUGUGCAGAUAUACAAAUCAAUGCCAUUUAUGGGCUCUUUGUUGCUUCCUUCCUUGUCUUUGAUCUCAUACUGGUUGGAAUCUCCUAUGGCUAUAUCAUCCAGGCUGUAUUCCGCCUCAAAUCUCAAGAUGCCCGUUUCAAAACACUGAGUACUUGUGGGUCUCAUGCUGCAGUCAUGUUUGUUUUUUAUACACCCGCCAUCUUCUCCUUCCUCACUCACAGGUUUGGCCAAAAAAUACCCCCUUAUAUCCACAUCCUUGUUGCCAACAUCUAUGUGGUUAUCCCACCUGCACUCAACCCUGUUAUUUAUGGGAUAAGGACCAAGCAAAUCAGAGAGUACGUGAUCCGAGUAUUUACUAGCAAGUACACUCCUUGAUCUUUACGGAUGAGAUUCUGUAUGUGAUGACAGUAUUUACUCCACCUCCAUAGCAAUACUUUGACAAGGAGUUGACAGUUUAUUUGACCAUAUGAGAAAAUACUGAGAGGGACUUCCAAAUGAAGUGAUCAAAUAAUUCAAGCCCAUGAAAACUCUUGCCAAUUAAAGUCUUUUGGUAAGUUUUCUUUUGGUUUACUGAGUGGUUGUAGCCUCUGACUGUGGUAGUCCAUUAUUCUUGAGGAAGAAAAAUGCAGGAGAUUUGCAGAUGAGCUCCUAUAAUUAACGUCUUGGAAUUUCUCUGAUUAGACAUGGUUCACGCACAACAGAAUUCUGUAUGAAAUUCCUGUUGAUAGGUCUAUCACAAUUCUCACUUUUCAACACUAAUAUUCUUUUCAAAGUUCAUUUUCUUUUUUUCCCUCCCAAAUCUCAAGAAAUCUGUACUAUCACAUUUCCUCUGUUUUACCACAUGAAGAUAAUCAUGGAAAAAAUACCUAAAUUUUUUAAUGAAAAACAACACCUCCCACCAUCCGCCCAAAACAAUAAGUUGAUGAUUUAAGAAGUAAAUGCAAGUAUGCUUCUAGGGAAAUCUAGAAUUAAGGAGAAGAUGGGAGAGUAAAAUAUUUUAACUUAAAGAAAAGAAAACUGAUGUUAUAAUAGAGUGGCCCUUUGACAAAUGACAGAUAAAAAGCCAGUGAGUAAAUUAUUUCCCCUUUCCUCCCCAAAAAGCAUUAAUCCUGAGACACAAGUGUCUAAAAAAUGAUAACAUUAGAUAAAGCAUGUAGUCUAAUUUUUCAGCACCCAUCUCUAUAAUAUAUUCUUAUCAAAGGUGUCCUGCUUUA
Molecule: messenger RNA, 1784 nt
Organism: Loxodonta africana (African savanna elephant)
Lineage: Eukaryota; Metazoa; Chordata; Mammalia; Proboscidea; Elephantidae
Product: olfactory receptor 52J3-like
Exons: 1
Coding region: 1-945 (314 amino acids)
Biological process (GO): G protein-coupled receptor signaling pathway
Cellular component (GO): plasma membrane
Molecular function (GO): G protein-coupled receptor activity; olfactory receptor activity
Source: RefSeq, a predicted model, not a curated record